UCCGCACGCUAGUGGCGCCGUUAUUUUCCUUAUAUUCAGGGUGUGUUUUCACGCGUACUUCAUUCAACUGCAAUUCGUCUUAAGGUGAACAUUCGACUUUAACGAUUUCAUCGCGAGUGACAUUGAAGUGAAAGCUUGUGUUUAUUUCCUAUACACCUUCGUAUGCACAACAUUUAGAACUGUAAUAAAAUCAAAAAUAAAUUUUUCAUCAAGAAGCUCUGCAAUAAUUGCAAGAAAACUGAAUUCAGUGUAAAUUGCCCUUUACGGCUAUCGAUCGGCGUACAAACUAGCAAGUUUUGAAAACAACGCGAAGCGACUGCUAUUUGAGCGGCGCCAGCUAUUUCUCUCAUCAAAAACGUUAAAACUAAAGAAGCACCGUCACCGCCGCCGAGAUGGCGUUCAUGAUGCCGGUUAUGAAGAACGAUUGGGACAUUUACAACUCGCAGCGGUCGCGGCGGACCUCGGAGUCGGCGGACAAGGCGGGCAUCGGCGGCGGCCGGGUGCGCAAGGUGUCCGAGUCGCGCUCCGAGGGGCCCGCGCUGUCCCCGCGCUCCAGCGCCGCGCUCAGCCCGCACCGCAGCGCGCCGGCCAUGCGCUCGCUGUCCUACUGCCGCGCGCCCCCGAGCCGAGUCUCCUUGCGGACAUACGAAAACCUCAAGGGCUCGGCUAGCCCGCCCAGCGUCAGCAAGGACUCGGAAAAGUUUCACAGCAGGGCGCGCGCCGACUCCCCCGAGCGACGCUCGCGCUGCGGCGCCUGCAUGCCCUACCUGUGACGCGCGCGCCGGCCCCGCGCGCUGCCCAAGGCCUCGGAGACACACCAUCUGUGAUAUGUACGCGGUGGAGGACACCAGUUGAGUACAAAUGUGUUGUUUGUGACGAUGAUGGAGCCCUAAUAGACAUCCACUCGAUUCGCUUCUAACGGAUGCAUGUUUAUGUUCACUGUUGGGAAGGUUGUUGAAAGCGAGGUUGAAUGAACUGUAUGUUUACUAGUUGAAUGUUUAAGACUGCGUUUACAUUAAGGGUUAAGUUAGAUAGCCACGGUUUGUUUUGGCCUUUUCCGAAAAGCUUGACCCUUCCGGUGGUUUAGUUAUUAUGGCAGUUCGCUAUGGAUCUGUGAUUUGUUGCAUAAGUUACAGUGUUAUUUAUUUUAUAAUAUGAGCGAAGUACCUUUAUUUAUUUUAUAUUAUUUGUAGCUAUGUCAAAACGCCGUAGAAGCCUAAAUUUCAGGACCCGUCAUGAAAUCAAGAUCGAGAAAAGCAGAUCAUGUUAAAGACCAUAAAAUCUUUUAUAUUGUUAGCUACGAUUUGAUAGACAUAGACCCAGAAAAGUAUUAAGUACUUUUGUUUACUAGUAGAUACAUAAUAGCUAAUAAAUAUAUUUUUAAUUACUAGUAAGUAAAUAAACCUAUACCACUAUUUUUAGUUACUAUAAUUUUUUAAGGGAAGCGAAUUCAAGAAAGGUUUAUUAUUGUUUUAAAUGUGCCUUCAAAUUUUUUUACUUUAAACUUAGAGUUUGUAUCGAAAUAAUGAAUAAAUAUAAUGUAGAGACAUUACACUAGUUAGGUACCUAGGUAGGUACGUUACGAAAUUAAAUACUUGCCGCGCGUCAGAAUGUUCGCUAACGCCGGCUAUACACGAUCAAGUUUACCGGUCAAGUUUGCAGCGGACUUGAAGCGGCGUCCAGUGAACUUGACGGUAUAUGAUGUCAUGCACACUAUGGCUAUCAGUUGACUGGACGCCGCGCCGCUUCAAAUCCGCUGUAAACUUGACGGUAAAAUUAAUUAGUAGGUAUGGGCAGCAUAACAAUAUUUUGACAAAAGAUUUUGUACAAAUGUUUUGAUUUGUAAGAAACUCUACUUAAUUCUUUUAAACUGCAUAAAACUUGUUAAAAUCGGAUUCUGAUUAAGCAGAUUUUUAAUGGUAUUCAAAAAUUAGUGGUGUGUAACUAUAACUCCUACCUAUUAUGCAGUAUAAGUAAAUAUACAGUGACAUUAUUGAUGUAGGCCUUAAUUUUGUUACAUAAAGUAUGAUUUUAUGUGAUGCUAACUUUGACUGUGUAAAUGGACCAGCUUUAUUAAAAUUAAGAAAAACGUAUUUUCAGUAUAACUGAGCUAGUGACGUAAAGUGAUUGUAUUGUAAAUGUAGGUUCUAUUUUAAGCGGCGAAGUAUUUCAAAAAUGCAUCUAGAUAAGGAUUAUUCUGCAAGUUCCUUCUUUAAAAUUACAGAACUGCCAUAUUUCUUACAAUAAAGGUACUAUUUGUCUACGAAUGUGGUAAUACGUACUUAUUUUCAGUAACGUUAGCCAUACACGAUCAAAAGUACCGUAAAGUUCACCGUACGGUAGGUGUAUAAGUUGACGGUGUAUGGCUUCAAGUAUGCAUGAUGCAAACUUGACCGGUAAACUUGAUCGUGUAUAGCUAGCGUAAGACGCGCAAUAAGAUUGGCUGCCAGAGCUCAUAGCUACCUAAUAUGGUAAUUUUUGCAAAAUAUUACAUCAGGUUACAUCAAUGUUUCAAAACUUGAUUAGAACCUAGACGCUCUUUGAGUCGCAAGACGCAUUCUACAAACGAUAUAAGUACCUAAAAAGCCAACAACUGAGAAGGGUUGUGAAGAAGGCAGAAGACCUGUAGUCAGUCUGUUUGUGCGAGUCUUGUUUUAAUAAAACAUUGCAUGUACUUAUAUUCUGUAUUUUGUCGAAUCUGAUGAUUUUCUAAAUAUAUUGCUUAUAUAUGCUAU
Maniola jurtina (meadow brown) is the source of this 2735-nucleotide messenger RNA. RefSeq lists its product as uncharacterized. NCBI's taxonomy places the organism in Eukaryota, Metazoa, Arthropoda, Insecta, Lepidoptera, Nymphalidae. The transcript is spliced from 2 exons. The record is from RefSeq and is a predicted model, not a curated record. Bases 393 to 773 code for a protein of 126 amino acids.